This is a messenger RNA of Rhipicephalus sanguineus (brown dog tick), 678 nucleotides long. Its product is annotated as P2X purinoceptor 7-like. The transcript has 3 exons. The coding region runs from base 1 to 678 and encodes 225 amino acids. NCBI's taxonomy places the organism in Eukaryota, Metazoa, Arthropoda, Arachnida, Ixodida, Ixodidae. The record is from RefSeq and is a predicted model, not a curated record.
AUGGAUGUCGGCGCAGACGUUGAAUCCGCCGAACCUUGCAACGAGGACCUCGCAAGGGAAGCGGGUUUACAUUUCAGCGACCUAAGCAAAGUGGAGCGCGAUAUGCUCCUUCGAGCUCGCGCGGCGGGCAUUCCUGCGUACGACAGCGGGCCGCUGGCCGCGCCGUCGGAGAGCGAAGCCUCGUUGUCGACGGAAGGCGAGGCCAGUCAGCCAAGCGAAGACGUCGGUGAAGAGUUUCAUUCGCGACUCAUCCCCCAAGUGAAAUUUUUGCGCGCUUGUUUGGGGGGGGGGGGGUACUGUUUCAAGUGCGAGUGCGGACAUUGCGUGGUGCUGGACAACUUCAGCGAGGAGGAGUGCCGCUGCUGUCGAGAGAUGGGAGAGCCUGUCACUGCUGCUCAGCCUGAAGGAUGCAUCACGGAGCACCCGGAGUUCCACCUCCUGUCUCUCAACAUCGCUGUGCUCCGUGUGGCGUACUUCGAACUGCGGGCACGCAGGGACUGCAUGGACGAAGACAUCCACAAGAGAUACCGCUACACUGCCUACAGGCAGUUCGUCCGCUGGCUGUGGGGUCACCUUAGUAGAGGUCACCGCUUCAUUCUACCCUCAUGCGUCGUGGCCAAAAUUAGGGGCACAUUCCCCACAGAGACCCCAACAAGAUUCAAAUAUCCAGAAUACUAG